AUGACCUAAAUGGAAAAGACAUACGAUAGCUUCUUCUCUUUCACAGAUUAAAGAAAAAGCUACAUGAAGUCUAAUGAAAGGAGUACAUUAAAUACAAGUUAUAAUCUAAAACUUAACAAAUUGAGAUCAACUGGGAUAGGUUCCCCAACAACAAUGUCCAUCUAAGGCGAACUAAAUCUCAUCAAUAACUAAUUAUACUCUUCUAUGACCAAUAAAAAUUCAAUUUUGAGGACAAGUCUCGGUAAGAAAUCAUUAUUAGAUGUCUAAGAACCUCCACUUCAAUCAACUUAAUUAACCUCAAUUGAAGAUGCCUAGGUCUAAAUCCUGAUAACGCCUGAAUAAAUAUUAAACAGAAGCAAGAUCUAAUAUUUCACAAAUAACCUUUUAAGAAAAACCAGAUCUAGGUGGGAUCAUAAAUACAAAAAUUAGCUAUAACAGAUAUAAAGAAAACUAUAAGAAUGA
This is a messenger RNA of Stylonychia lemnae, 462 nucleotides long. The record is from the annotation of a GenBank genome assembly. NCBI's taxonomy places the organism in Eukaryota, Ciliophora, Spirotrichea, Sporadotrichida, Oxytrichidae.